Molecule: messenger RNA, 2580 nt
Organism: Nothobranchius furzeri (turquoise killifish)
Lineage: Eukaryota; Metazoa; Chordata; Actinopteri; Cyprinodontiformes; Nothobranchiidae
Gene: cog4
Product: component of oligomeric golgi complex 4
Biological process (GO): Golgi organization; retrograde vesicle-mediated transport, Golgi to endoplasmic reticulum
Cellular component (GO): COG complex
Source: RefSeq, a predicted model, not a curated record
ACGUUAGCUUCUGCUUAGUCUACGUGUGGCGGAAGAUGGCUGACAGCGAUCCCUUGGCAGCUAAAAGAUGCGACUCUGGCUCCUCAUCCUCCGUGAGCAUGGAGACCAUCUCUACGCUGACGGAGCUGGAGGACCUGGAGAAAGUUUACCAGCAGCUCUGCGCCGAGGAGAGAGAAGUGGAAGUUGAGCUGGACCGGCUGGUGGGACAGGAGGGCUCCAUUCAUACGAAGAUGCUGGCCUUGCAGAGGAUGGGCCCAAAUCUACAGCUGAUUGGAGGAGACGCCAGUCAGCUCUCAGGCAUGAUCACUUUCACAUGCAGCCUGGCUGAAAAUGUCAGCCAGAAAGUCAGACAGCUGGACCUGGCAAAAACACGACUGUAUAAUGUCAUCCAACGUGCUGAUGACAUCCUCGACCUGAAGUUCUGCACUGACGGCGUACAAACGGCUCUACGUAAUGAAGACUACGAACAGGCUGCUGCACACAUCCAUCGAUACUUGUCCCUCGACCAGUCGGUUAUCGAACUGAGCAGGCAGGGAGAAGAAAGCAGCGCCGUGGACGCCAGUCUGGUUUUGCUGCAGGAGGCGGAACAGAAGCUGAAGGUUAUCGUUGCAGAGAAGCUCGAUGAGGCUGUCGCAGCAGUUGACCUCGCGCAGGUGGAGAGGUUUUUCAAGAUCUUCCCUCUGCUGGGCCUCCACCAGCAGGGUCUCGCCCGCUUCGGGCAAUACCUCUGCACUCAGCUGGCCUCCAAAGCUGAGGAGAACCUGUUGUUGGCGACGGGAGGAGACCUGGGCGAGAAACGAGCUCUGUUGAUUUUUGCAGACACGCUGACACUGCUGCUGGAAGGGAUCGCUCGUGUUGUUGAGACCCACCAACCAAUAGUAGAGACGUAUUAUGGUCCAGGCCACCUGUGCACUCUCAUCACUCACCUGCAGCAGGAAUGUGACCGCCAAGCCCAGAAAAUAGUCGAUAAAUUUAUCCAGCAGAGAGGAUACCAGAACAAGUUUCAGAUUGUCCAGAGCAGCAUGAUGAAGAACGUUCCAGGGGAGAGGAUGGAACCGAGGGAGCUGGACCCCGUUCUGACCGAAGUGACCCUGAUGAACGCCAGAGCGGAGCUCUACCUGCGUUUCCUGCGUCGUCGAAUAAUGGCCGACUUUGAAGUUGGAGAUGAUCGGAGCGUCACGCAGGAGCAUCAGCAGAAUGUGGAGAAGCUGCUCAAACACUGUUCACUGAGCAGGACGAUGCAGGAGCUGAUUGGCUACUACAUCCCUAUGGAAGAAUACUACAUGAGGGAGUCUGUCAACAAGGCUGUUGCCAUGGAUACGUAUGAAAAGGGUCAGCUGACCAGCAGCAUGGUCGAUGACUGUUUCUACAUUGUGAAAAAGUGCAUUAGCAGAGCGUUAUCGAGCUCCAACAUCGACUGCCUCUGUGCCAUGAUCAACCACGCUAACUCUGUCCUGGAGUCCGACUUCAGAGAGGUGCUGUACAACAAGCUGCGGCAGGGCUUCCCGGCUACGACGCUGCAGGACAUCCAGCGAGGCGUCAGCAGCGCAGUCAGUCUGAUGCAGAGCAGCAUACAGCAGGGCAAGUUUAACACGCUGGGCAUCGAGAGCUCCGAAAACGCCAAGGCUGCAUUUCUGGUGACUCUGAACAACGUGGAGGUUUGCAGCGAGAACAUCACCACCUUAAAGAGGAACUUGGAGAACGACUGCUCCAAGCUGUUCAGCCAGGGCGCCGCUUCCGGUGAACAAGCCAAGAUUGACAGCUGUCUGUCCGACCUUGUCAGCACUUCUGCAAAGUUCAAGGAUCUCUUACAGGAGGGUCUGAUGGAGUUAAAUACAACAGCCAUCAAGCCUCAAGUCAAACCCUGGAUCAGCAACUUCCUGUCCAUCUCGCACAACAUAGAAGAGGAGGAGUUCAAUGACUAUGAAGCUAAUGACCCCUGGGUGCAGCAGCUCAUCGUUAACAUGGAGCAGCUCAUGGCCGAGUUUAAGAUGGCGCUCUCUCCUGUCAUCUACGACACGCUGACCAGCCUGAUGACCAGCUUGAUCUCUGUUGAGCUGGAGAAGACGGUGCUGAAGUGUUCUUUCAGCAGGCUCGGAGGGCUGCAGUUUGAUAAAGAACUUCGGUCUCUUGUGGCGUAUCUCACGACGGUGACCACAUGGACCAUCAGAGACAAGUUUGCACGCCUCACACAGAUGGCCACCAUCCUUAAUCUGGAGCGGGUAACGGAGAUCUUGGAUUACUGGGGUCCUAACUCAGGCCCACUGACAUGGCGGCUGACUCCAGCAGAAGUGCGUCAGGUUCUUGCAUUACGGAUCGACUUCAGAAGCGAAGAUAUCAAGAGGCUUCGACUGUAACUCAGGAGCCAGAGGAAACGAGAGAAGCGCGACCCACCUGCCGCUCCCUGGUCCUGGAUGCUCUGUAAACAGACGUGUGCGUGGUACCGAUGGACGACGGGAGGAUUUCGGUGACUCUGCCGAUUCUGAAUUUGUUACAGCUGAUCUGUUAAGGACUGGGAGUCUGAGGAUGAACUGAUGUAAAGUGUAAAAAGUGUGAUUAAACUUGUGUGAUGGUAUCACA